This is a messenger RNA of Cyphellophora europaea CBS 101466, 1053 nucleotides long. RefSeq lists its product as uncharacterized. The transcript has a single exon. The record is from RefSeq and is a predicted model, not a curated record. NCBI's taxonomy places the organism in Eukaryota, Fungi, Ascomycota, Eurotiomycetes, Chaetothyriales, Cyphellophoraceae. Gene Ontology annotation, molecular function: double-stranded DNA binding. The coding region runs from base 1 to 1053 and encodes 350 amino acids. Gene Ontology annotation, cellular component: nucleus. Gene Ontology annotation, biological process: DNA replication; DNA damage response.
AUGCCUCGCGCCGAGGUUGGUUCGACCAAACACAUCGCAAAUCAGAUGAAGGCAAAAGGCCUUCAACGGUUGCGAUGGUACUGUCAAGCAUGUCAACGCCAGAUGCGCGAUGAGAAUGGUUUCAAGUGUCAUGUCGCCUCAGAGUCCCACGUGAGGAACAUGCAAACCAUUGGAGAAGAUCCUCGGAAGGCGAUCAACGAGUUCUCAAGAGAAUUCGAGCGAGACUUCGUACAACUGUUGAGGACAGGCCACGGCGAGAAGAAGGUCAAUUUGAACCACUUCUACCAGGAGUAUAUCUCGAACAAAGAGCACAUGCAUAUGAAUGCUACGAAAUGGGCCAGUCUAACCGAAUUUGCAAAACACCUCGGUCGUUCGGGAACUUGCCGCGUGGAAGAAGACGAGGAGAAAACGGAGCAAGGUGUUGGUGGCGCCUCAAGCCUCACCAUCUCCUGGGUUGACAACAGCCCAGAGGCGUUAAGACGGCAGGAAGCGCUCAAAAAGAGAGAAAGGCAAGAUAAGGGUGACGAGGAGCGCGAGCAACGCAUGAUUCAGCAACAGAUUCGGCGAGCAAGGAAAGACGCAACCGAAUACCGAGACCAAGACUCCGAGGAGGAUGAGGAUGACGAGCCAUCUGCAGAAGGCAUCAAGCGCAACAAUGGCGAAAAAGUUGUGCUCAACUUCGGCGCGAAGAAGCAGUCGGAUCCAGAAAAGCCCCCAUCUCCACCUCUGACCGACGACGCCGAAUCACCAGACAAAGCCGACGCAAACGAGAAAACGUCGUCACCGGAAGCCGAAGCCUCUAAGCCCAGCUCGACUGCCGCAACCGCAAAGCCCGGCUUCAAGCCCAUGUCGUUUGGCGCUGCAUCCAAGCCAAAAAAUGUCUUCGCAGCCGCGUCCAAGAAGAAUGCUUUCAGUGGCUCCAAGAAGGCUACCGCACCAGGCCCUCAGAGACCCAUGAGCGAAGCGGAGCGAAUCAUGAAGGAGGAGAUCGAGAAGAAGCGGCAAAGGGAGGCUGGUGGCGGUAAUGCCUUCAAGAAGCAGCGCGUAUCAUGA